AAGUAUAUACAAAUUUUACAAAUAAUUAUACGUUGGAUCGAGAAAUUUAAAUUUUUAUUACUUGCUAUUCAUUGUUACGUAUUUAUUCCGCAGAGUGGUGCCACCUAUGCAUUAAAGAUAUCAUUCGUAGAGGCAUCCAUCUUUAAAAUAAAUAGGCAAUAUAUGCAUUUAGCGUGUAGUGCGUUUAAAGUUUAUAUUAACGAGAAAUUUGAAGAUAGAACAAACGUGAGUGAAAUUAAAUACGAUCGUGACAAUAAAUAAUCACGAUAAUUUAAAUAACCAUUGUUUAUACGUAAUUGAGAGUUAAAUACAAUGGGAAAGUCACGAAAUGGAAAGGCGGCAGUUAUCUUGACGUUAAUUGCUUUUAUAUUUGUGGUUAUUGCAUUCACCACACCCAAUUGGCUUGAAACGGAUGGUAAAUUGGAGAAUCCAACAUUUAGAAAAAUUGGCUUAUGGCAGGUUUGCUUCCAAGGUUUUGAAGAUCCACAUCAUCUGUAUGAUACUAGAUUCUAUGGUUGCUGGUGGGUUUUUGAAGAAGAAUAUUAUAUCAUUCACGAUAUUCUUUUACCCGACUUCUUCGUCGCAACACAAUUUUUCUUUACUCUGUGUAUGACAUUAUUAUUAAUCGCUGGAUUUUUAACUAUAACGUAUACUUGCUGUUCUCGACAUCAUGAAAAAUUUCAAUUGCUUUUAUGGGCAACCGGAGGAUCUUUAAAUUUAGCUGGAUUAUGCGGCAUUAUUUCUGUUAUAAUAUUUGGUGCCAGGGGUGAUGGACGUGAUUGGUUGCCCAAUUGGGAACACAAUGAUGUCAGUUGGUCAUUCGCUUUAGCAGUUGUUGGUAGCUUCACAGCAAUUGCCUCUGGUAUACUCUUUUUAAUUGAAGGGCGUAGAUAUAAAAAGAAAGUAGAACGAAUAUUGAAUGAAGAACAAAAAACGCACACUACUAUUUAAUGCAUUCUUAUAUGAUUUAUGCUAUUUUAUUUAUAGCAGAGAUUAAAUUAAAUAUUUUUAGCGUUAGGGCAUGUGUUCAGAAAGCAUGCAUUGCAUAAAUACAAAUAAAAAUCCGUCCAGGCACAAGUGCAUUCGCUAUAUCUAAUAUAGUAAAUUGCAAUAUGCCUAAAUAUAUAUACAUAUAUCAUCUAAGAAAUAUUAGAAAGAAUAUUACGCUUUUUUAUGAUUUUAUAUACAAUGUUAUAUAUCCAAAUUUAUAUGUAUAAUGUGUUUUAAACACUUUCAUAGUUAUACAUUUGAAUCUUAAGAGAUCAUAAGAGACUAUAUUUAUAUAUCAUGAAUUCUAGAGAGUAUUUAGAUAAAGUUUGUUGCAUUUCUUAGACUGUACAUCAUGUAUCAUUAAUUCCGUCCAUAAUAAUAUUGAUUUUUAUAAAAAAAAAAAAAAAAAAAAGGAAAACCAGUAGUAUCUGUAAAUAUCAACUAUUGUAUAUAAAGUUUCUGUAUAGUCUUAAAAAAAAAAGAAAAAAAAGAUAUGCUAUAUUUUUUACAUCAUGUAACAUGUAUUAAAGAUUAAUUAUUUAAUAAAAUCACUCUUUAAGAUACUAAUUACCAAUUAGUAUCUUAAGAUUAAACGCACAUUUCAAAA
Messenger RNA from Vespa crabro (European hornet), 1597 nucleotides. RefSeq lists its product as uncharacterized. The transcript is spliced from 2 exons. The record is from RefSeq and is a predicted model, not a curated record. Lineage: Eukaryota; Metazoa; Arthropoda; Insecta; Hymenoptera; Vespidae. Bases 313 to 951 code for a protein of 212 amino acids. Gene Ontology annotation, biological process: regulation of tube size, open tracheal system; septate junction assembly. Gene Ontology annotation, cellular component: septate junction; membrane.